AUGGCCAAGAAAAAGAAAGUCAAGUGCAAAAGAAAAACUACAAAAGAAAAUUCAGCCAAGACUUUUGAUAAUCCCAUAAAAAAGCACAUAAAACAGUUAAAUGAAAUGGAUAAUUCAUUGCCAACACCUGGAACGUCAUCAGAAAAAUAUCCUGAACAGAAGAUCAGUCUUAUAACCCAAAGCAGAGUUACAAACGCACCGAUCAAAGAAAUUGCUGUUGAAAUGCUCUCAAACCUUCAACAGAAACAAAUACUGUUUAAUAGAAAUAUCCGAAAAGAACGGUACAAUGAAUUACAAAGAUUAUUGAUGCAAAGUUUACUGUCCUCAUCUCCUUGCAGUUCUGUGGAAAAGGCAAAACCAGCUGCCAUGAUUUCUGCUAAAAGAGCUCUAAUCAAGACAACUUCCCUUGCAAGUAAAGGUUCACUGAAAACGGACAGUGAGAAAGAAACAGGAAUUGAUGAAAAACAAUUGAAUUUAUCAGGAUUUAAUGAUGCUAAGAGCUUGCUCAUACAAAAUGAUAUUCUUCUUAAAUUAGACGAAAAUCCACAGCAAAAAAGUGCAUCAACAGGAAAAUCUCCAGAAAGCAUGGACAUUGUUCAGAAUUUGGAUCAUUCCAGAGGUCAACAUUCAGCUCUGGAUUCUGUUAAUGUGCCAACUCCCUGUGAAAACCAACCAAUUGACCAUGCUGGUGAUUCUGCCCCACUAAAUACAAACAAAUUGAAAUUGAUGACUUGUAAAAAAUUCUUUCACUGCCAACAAACGGAGCAAAACAAACAUCAUGUCUCUUCUUGCAUUAUUGUUGCUAAUGAGCCCCUAUUCAGAGAGACAUGUAAAUCUGUACCUGGUUUUAGUGGAGAUUGUGUUGAUUCAGUGGAAUCUACCAUAAAAAAGAAACAGAUUUACCAAACCCAAGAUUCACUGGAUUUUUUGGAGUAUCUUGAUCAAAGCAACACGACUGAUGUAUCUUCUUCAUUUUGGGAUUCACAUAAUAAAUUUUAUACUUGGAACAAAACAGCAUUUAAAGACACCAGUUCAGAUUCUGAAAAUUCACCUCUAUGGGUACCUUUGUCCAAUCUACCCCCACCACCUACUAAACCUUGCCUAGAUGCAAUUCCAAGUCCACCUGAAAAACUUUACCCAAGAAAAUUAUACUAA
Acanthosepion pharaonis is the source of this 1155-nucleotide messenger RNA. The record is from the annotation of a GenBank genome assembly. NCBI's taxonomy places the organism in Eukaryota, Metazoa, Mollusca, Cephalopoda, Sepiida, Sepiidae.